This is a messenger RNA of Danaus chrysippus (African queen), 1140 nucleotides long. Lineage: Eukaryota; Metazoa; Arthropoda; Insecta; Lepidoptera; Nymphalidae. The record is from the annotation of a GenBank genome assembly.
AUGACACCAGUUAUGAUGGCUUGUAUGAACAGCACUUCUAAUGAGGCAGCCGCUUAUAAUAUUGUAUCGAACCUCAUACAAAAUAAUUGCAUGUUGAAUAUUGGAGAUAAAUAUGGCGUUACACCUCUCAUGAAGGCAGUGAUUAGCGGCAGACAAUCUAUCGUUGAACUAUUAGUCGAUACAAAUGUUAAUAUCGAAAUGAGAGAUAGGCAGGGUUGGACGGCAGUAUUUUGGGCUAUCCAUCACAAUCGACCAAGUGCUUUAGACUUGCUUCUAAAGAAAGGAGCUAGGCUGAAUAUAGUUGAUAUAGCAAAUCGAACGCCAGCAAAAAUUGCAUAUUCCCAUGACUACCUUCACAUUCAUGCAGUUAUAUCAGCAUAUGAGAAAACCUGUGAGGAUGAUGAGGAAACGAUCGAGGAAAAGGAAAUCAACAGACAAAAAGGAUUCCUGAGUAAAUUGUCUUCGUGGCAUGAUUUUUAUCCAGGAUUAAGGGAUGAGAGCAAGCCGAAAUUUGCUCACGAAAUAUCAAAUCUUCUCUAUGGUAUGAAUUGUGAUCGACUCAGAAGUGUAUUUGAUAAGCUACAGAUCAAUUUAAGAGAUUUUCUGUUGAUGGAGGAAAAGGAAAUGAUAAAAUAUGGUGUUGAUCUACCGUUUGAGAGACAAAGACUUAAACAAGGUAUCCGUGGGUUCCAUUUGAGGAGUUGGAAGGUCAAUUCCGUGGCUGGUCUACAAACAAGACGUGGUGCCCCAUACAGUAUCGUUGAAUGUCUCAGCAUACUCGGUUCUCAUCUGGAACAACUGUACAUAUUGGAAUCAACUCUAACAUAUGUUUUGAGAGAUUUUAACAGAAUACAGAGCAGAUUGAAGUUUGAAGCACCCGAUUCACCUGUAAUGAUGAAACUUCAGCAGGCAGCGGGCAAGAUGAUCUGUAAUAUAAACAGUAUUAGGAGGGAAGCGAAUGCUAUGAAAAAGAUACAUAUUAAGAUAAGUAAAGAUAGCUUAAGACCCGUCGAUCUCAUUACGGAGAAAACAACCAAAGAUGUAGCCGUAGAAUUAAUAACUGAACUAGUAGUGCUUAGCUGUAUAGGCUUGCUUGUGUACAACGCUAGAAGCCUAGUUACUAAGAUUAUCGUCAAAUAA